Messenger RNA from Dunckerocampus dactyliophorus (ringed pipefish), 897 nucleotides. It is a transcript of the gene tcima, whose product is annotated as transcriptional and immune response regulator a. The transcript has a single exon. The coding region runs from base 92 to 394 and encodes 100 amino acids. Gene Ontology annotation, biological process: negative regulation of Notch signaling pathway; endothelial cell activation involved in immune response. Gene Ontology annotation, cellular component: cytosol; nucleus. The record is from RefSeq and is a predicted model, not a curated record. Gene Ontology annotation, molecular function: Notch binding. NCBI's taxonomy places the organism in Eukaryota, Metazoa, Chordata, Actinopteri, Syngnathiformes, Syngnathidae.
UGCACUCACUCAGCCUCCGAAGCCGCUCGGUGCACUCACUCAGCCUCCGAAGCCGCUCGGGCGUCAACACAGCGCACAACCAAGAGGCGACAUGUCCACGUACGUGUCCUCAGACUGCCGCCGGGUCAGCCCGACUGUCCACGGCAACAAGUUCGACACGGCGCACCGCAAGAAAGCUGUGGCCAACAUUUUCGACAAUGUCAGCCAAGACGCCCUGACGAGACUCUUCCAGAAGACGGGUGACAUGAAGGCGGAGGAGCGGGUGAGGAGUAUCUUCUCCCACUCGCACGACCCGGAGGAGACGGCCCGGGCGCUGAUGGCUCUGAAACAGAGAAAAAAGGACAAGUUCCUCCAGAUCGCAGGCAUGCUCCGACACAUGCUCAAACUGCGCUGACUGCUUUAGCCGCCUGUGUCUUCUCUUUUUCGGCUCGACUUUGGAGCCCAAGACCUGCGCUCGCUCGCUCGCUCGCUCUCGGAUGGGAUGCCUGCAGGUGCUUGUGCUUGCAAGAGGCCGCCCUGCGAGGCCACUUGCUCCCGCCCAAGGCGAUGGGGAGUCCCGCCAUGAGCGGAUGGAACCAGAUAAGCUAACUGGAGAUAUGAAGGACACGACUUCUCCACUGUGAAGCAGUACGACACAACAAAGGAGCAGACACCUCUGUGAUGGUGCUGGCGGAAAGCUGCAACAUUUGACUUUUUAGUGCCAGAAGAACCUUCGUGGAUGCCUGUCCUGAACACAUGCCUUGUUUGCAAAUGAACACUGUCAUUAUGAAUAUAUUUUUAAUAUGGUGGCUCCAAAUGUCACUGUCAUGUCAACACAGCACAAUGAUUUUCAUGGAUGAUGUCAAUUUUAAUAAAUUGCUUUGUAUACACACGUCAAACUUUGUGCUUAUGUGCAUU